This is a messenger RNA of Conger conger (European conger), 4732 nucleotides long. RefSeq names its product extended synaptotagmin-like protein 2b (gene esyt2b). Gene Ontology annotation, biological process: lipid transport. NCBI's taxonomy places the organism in Eukaryota, Metazoa, Chordata, Actinopteri, Anguilliformes, Congridae. The record is from RefSeq and is a predicted model, not a curated record. The transcript is spliced from 23 exons. Bases 571 to 3261 code for a protein of 896 amino acids. Gene Ontology annotation, molecular function: lipid binding.
CUUAAAUCGACGCAGUUCUAAUUCCAAGAUGUGUUGCUAGAGGCGCAGGAAUGUUUCUUCAAGAGUAACGUUAGUACUGAACGGGACUACAAUAAGUCACUGUUAUCGCAUAGAGAAAACUCAAUCAAAGUAAUGCGAUAAAUACAAAUGAAUAAGGAUGCGUUAAACCUAAUCGAAAAGUAGACUAAUAAUGCAGGUGCAAUUGUGGUGGCAAGCGCUCACGGGGUUGUCAUCUUAAGCGAUAACCUUAUGCGAAUACAGCAAAGUCUGCGAGUCUGAUAUGUGUUGGGGUUUUGCCAGGGAAAAGCAUGGGAACGUUUUAGAUUGCUGAAUCCGUUUUACCAAGGACAACAGCUAGCUGGCUAGCUAGCGUAUCUAGCUAGCUAUGCUAGCAAUAUUUGUGUUUUUUAACGCAAUGACAUUCACUUUCUGAAUAUUUAAAUUAAAAGAGACGGGUUUAUUAUAUUGUUAUUUUUUUAUUUUGGGGGGUUUGGUAUUGUGAUAAACUUUGCGAUCUUACUACAUCGAAACCUAGAACUAGAUAUACAGCUAGUUCAGGGAAGGUUGGACAUGAGCGGAGAAGCAAAAAGUUAUGUUCAAGGAGGAGAAUCGUAUGCGGCAAAUUCCUCGGGACCAAAGGAAAAUGGGCAAAACAAGUCUAAUUCAUCCAGGAUUAGCAAACCAACUCCCGUGGAUCCGGGUGAGGAGUCGCAGUCUUCUACAAGUGAUCUUACGCAGAUGUGGACGCAGUUGGCAAAAACAUUUGUAAUAAUUUUCCCUAUAUACGUAUUGGGGUUUCUUGAGUUCAGUUUCAGUUGGAUUUUAAUUGGACUGACAAUAUUCUUCUGGUGGAAAAAAAAUCAAGGACGCAAGAACAGCAGGCUUAGCAGAGCUUUGGCAUUCUUUGAAUACGAAGAGAAAGCCGCCAGGCAAAGUUUGCCAAGUUCGGAGCUGCCACCAUGGGUACACUUUCCGGAUGUGGAGCGGGUAGAAUGGUUAAACAAGACGGUGAAGCAGAUGUGGCCCUACGUUUGCCAGUUUGUGGACAAGCUGUUUCGGGAGACCAUCGAGCCGGCGGUGAAAAGUGCCAACGCUCACCUGAGCACCUUCUCCUUCGCCAAAAUCGACAUGGGGGACAAGCCCCUGAGGGUUAACGGGGUGAAGGUGUACACCGAGAACGUAGACAAGCGGCAAAUCAUCAUGGACCUGCAGAUCAGCUUUGUGGGAAACACAGAAAUCGAUGUUGACAUCAAAAGGUACUACUGCAGGGCAGGCAUCAAGAGCAUCCAGCUUCAUGGCGUGCUGAGGGUGAUUAUGGAGCCAUUGCUUGGAGACAUGCCGCUGGUCGGAGCCCUGUCCUUGUUCUUCCUGAAGAAACCUUUGCUGGACAUUAACUGGACAGGCCUGACGAAUAUGCUGGACAUUCCGGGAUUGAACGGCCUCUCCGACAGCCUGAUCCAGGACAUCAUCUACAGCUACCUGGUCCUGCCCAACCGCAUCACCAUUCCUCUGGUGGGCGAGGCUCAGCUCGCACAGCUGCGAUUCCCUGUGCCAAAGGGUGUACUGAGGAUCCACUUCCUGGAAGCCCAGGAUCUGGAGGGGAAGGACAAGUUCCUGGGCGGGCUAAUCAAGGGGAAAUCGGACCCAUACGGUGUCGUUCAGCUGGGAAACCAGCUGUUCCAAAGCAAGACCAUCAAAGCCACCAUUCAUCCUAAGUGGAACGAGGUGUAUGAGGCCAUGGUGUAUGAGCACUCUGGCCAACACCUGGAGAUCGAGCUGUUCGAUGAAGACCCCGACAAAGAUGAUUUCCUGGGCAGUCUGAUGAUUGAUAUGACAGAGCUUCAUAAGGAACAGAAGGUUGAUGAGUGGUUUGACUUGGAGGAAGUCUCGACAGGGAAGCUGCACUUGAAACUGGAAUGGCUUUCCCUUCUCUCAACUCCUGAAAAGCUUGCCCAGGUCCUCACGAGUAUCCGGGCUGACAAAGGCCAUGCCAACGAUGGCCUUUCAUCUGCUCUGCUGGUGGUCUACCUGGACUCUGCCAGGAACCUUCCGAGCAUCUUCGAAGGGAGCAUUGGGUGCGGCUUCUUAAGGGAGAGGAGAGCUUCGGGCCUAGUCUUUUGUGAGAAUACUACCUCAGUCUAUAAAACGUUAUUUUCUGCCAAGAAAGUAAGCAGUGACCCCAGCCCUUAUGUGCAGUUUACUGUUGGGCACAAAACCUACGACAGCAAGGUACGGUACAAGACCAAUGAGCCGCUGUGGGAAGAAGCCUUCGCCUUUCUCAUCCACAACCCCAGGACUCAGGAGCUGGAGGUUGAGGUGAAGGACGACAAACACAAGUGCACCCUGGGAAGCCUGAGCGUGCCCCUGCAGCGGCUCCUGGAGGAGGAGGAGAUGACGCUGAACCAGAGCUUCCCGCUGAGGAACUCCGGGCCCAGCUGCACACUGAAGCUCAGGAUGGCUCUGCGGGUCCUUUGCCUGGAGAAGCUGAUGGCGUCGGACCAGCCCUCCUCGGUGCAGGUGAGGAAGGCCAGCGCCAGCGUGCCCCCACAGAGGCCCCCCGUGCCCGAUCCGCCCCGCCCCACCAGCGACCUCCCCCCCUCGGCCUCCGCCUCCGUCCUGGAGCUCCACCGGCGGGCGGAGAGCCCGGACCAGGUGUUCCCGGGGAGCCCGGUCCGGCUGGCCGACGCCGGGAGGAGCACCUCCAACCUGGCCAUCUCCGGCUCACACCCACACCUGGCGCACAAGGAGUCCACGCCCAGCAUUGCCUCCGACCUCUCCAUGCCCUUCGCCACCCAGGAGCUGCAGCAGAGACUGCGGCAGCUGCAGAAUGGUACUGCUGCCAACCAGUUCCCUCUGGGAGAGAUUCAGCUCACGGUUCGACACAGCUCUCAGAGGAACAAGCUCAUUGUGGUUGUGCACGCUUGCCGGAACCUCAUCGCUUUCACGAAGGAUGGCUCGGACCCAUAUGUGCGAAUCUACCUGCUUCCCGAGAAGAGCAGGACCGGCAGGAGGAAGACCCAGACGCUGAAGAAGACCCUAAACCCAGUGUAUGACCAAACGUUUGAGUUCAGUGUGUCCAUCGUGGAGCUGCACAGGAGAACCCUCGACAUCGCUGUGAAGAACGGGGGCGGCCUCCUGUCAAAACACAAAGGACUUCUGGGAAAGGUGAUGCUGGAUUUGAUACAUGAAGAGAUCUCCAGAGGAUGGACACAGUGGUAUGAUCUUUCCGAGGACGGAUCACAAAGAAUACAGCAGGCCUAGACGGGCACCACUCCACUUACCCAAGCUCUACAUGUGGACUCCAUGCUUCAAACUCAUACAUGACAAAGAUGGUCAGCUUUUCUAUGGUGUUGCAUUGUAUCUAAUGGGCACAUAUUUGACAAAUAUGCACAACCAGGAGUUUCAGAUGUUUUAUAUAAUUUACUCUGAAGCAUCUCAUUCAGUUCCAAUGUUCUUUUCCAGUUGUUUGUCUGUGUACUUGUGUUCAGGGAAGCAUGAGGGGCUGUCAGUAAAAUUCCAUAUUUAAAGAACCGCAGUUGAACUUGGUAAAGAAAUAAAAUAAAAUGAAAAAUGUUCCAGAAUGUGUUGCAAUUGAUUUGCUGCCAUGUUUUUUCUGUGUGGUCAAUGGCGUGAGAUAUGAAUAGGAACUGUGUGAUAAUGAAUCUGCUGAAGGUUUGCAGUGGGAAGGUUUACGGGUCAGUACUGCUUUGCCAAAAUGACUGUUUCUUUCAAAAAUGAGGAUUUCUUCUCUUUUUUUUUCUUUUUUUUUUAAUUCAGUCACCAAAAGAAAAAAAGGUUUAAUCUUCAUUAUAAUCAAGUUUGGACUUUUGGUGCUGUUCUCAUUUAGUGAUUACACUAAAAUGUAAUUAUUUAAUUGUAUUGCCUAUGUAUGUGCACUGUAUGCUGAAUGUAUGUACUUUAUGUAUGUAUUCAUAUCAUGUUGUAUUUUUGUUGGUCAUCCAAGGGCAAGUUUUUUUCUGUACUUUCAAGUACAGUAGUUAAAAAUGCGACAUUUAAAUGGUCCCAAAUGAGAGACUCCAUUUUGAAAUUGCAUGCGGAUAAUUACUUCCAUCAAAGGAACAUCAAUAUUCAUAUCUUAAAUGAGAGCCAAUGCCUUAUUUUGAAGGGAACGUGAACAUCACUCUUAUUUUUCUUCAUAGACAUGAAUCAUGAGUGACCAUAGUACCCUGAGGCAUUGGAGUGCUCUGUUUAAUUUCUGUUAAUUAACUUUAAUUGCUUUGUUACUUCAUAAAUGAAUGGUUUUGGUAUCUGGGACCUAACUAAUAGCAGAGUCAUUAAGGAUAUGACUUAAUGUCUUUGAUGGUCUAAAUAAUUAAUUCAUCCAACUGUAUAAUUUAUUUUUUAAUAAAAUAUCUAUCAAUAAGUGUGUCAUUUUUAGACGGGACCUCUUGGCUCUGUAAAUUUUGUUGAUAAUUAUGAAAUUGUUUCCCUUUUGUCAGAAAAAGAUAUAUGAUUUGUCAUAUGUCCUGUUUUCUAAAGUGUUAUUAGCUAUUUAUGCCAUCAAAUGAAAAUGACCUCCAAGUUCACUCCCAGUUUCCAAUGUAAGAAGUUUUGCCUUCUGUAUGUAUUUUAUCUUGUGCCUUAAACACAAAAUUAAAAGAUGUAAAUGUCUGAAAUUUGAAAUAUUUGGCAUAAAGAAUUAAGUUUCCUUGUUUGAGAAUGUUUCCUUACAGCUUUUAAAUAAUAAAGAGCCAGAGCUCUUUAUGUGCUA